AUGAAUGCGAUUGCGGAACAGCCGGCCGACGCCACCACGCUGUUGAACAAGUGCAGGGAGAUUAACGAUGGUAUCGCGGACCUGAAGGCCAAGCGCGAGGGCCAGCUGGCCGCCGCCCAGAACGCCAUGCUCGACUCCAGCACCGGAAAGGAAGACCAGGUCGCCCGCCAGACUCUGGAUUACAUCGAGGACGAGAUCAACAACGGCUUCCGCUACCUCCGUGAUCUGCUGAAAAAGAUCAAGCAGACUCCGGGCUCCGGAGACAACCGCGUCCAGACGCAGGUCGACGUCACCAGCCGCAACCUCCGUCGCGAGAUUGAACAGUACCAGCGAUGCCAGUCCGACUUCCAGAAGCGUCUGAGAGAGCAGGUUCGCAGACGUUAUGAGAUCGCGAACCCCGAGGCGACUCCCGAGGAGAUCGAGCAGGGUGUGGACAGCGUGCUGAUGGGCCAGGAGCAGAGCUUCCAGGUUACUGGUAGCCGUACUAGACAGGCCAACGACGCCAGACAGGCUGCCUUGGAGCGUUCGGCCGCUAUUCGCAAGAUUGAGCAGGAUAUGAUCGAGCUGGGCCGACUGUACCAGGAGGUCGCGGAGCUGGUUCACAUGCAGGAGCCUGCUGUGGAGCAGAUCAGCCAAGACGCCGAGAACGUCGCUGGAAACGUCGCCAAUGCCAACACCCAGAUCACGGAAGCCAUUGCCAGUGCUCGCCGAGCAAGAAAGUGGAAAUGGUACGCCCUGCUGGUCGUUAUCCUCAUCAUCGCCAUCGUCGUUGGUGUAGCCGUUGGUGUCACCGAAGCCAACAAGAAAUGA
Molecule: messenger RNA, 810 nt
Organism: Aspergillus uvarum CBS 121591
Lineage: Eukaryota; Fungi; Ascomycota; Eurotiomycetes; Eurotiales; Aspergillaceae
Product: syntaxin
Exons: 3
Coding region: 1-810 (269 amino acids)
Biological process (GO): intracellular protein transport; exocytosis; vesicle fusion
Cellular component (GO): SNARE complex; endomembrane system; plasma membrane
Molecular function (GO): SNAP receptor activity; SNARE binding
Source: RefSeq, a predicted model, not a curated record